CCAAAAUGGCGGAUGAACUAUGAAUUUUUUCCAAGUCUGAAACAUGUGAACGACUUAUUAUUUAGUUUUUAAUUAUUUCGGAGAACUGAGAAUUCUGAGGUUUUCCAGUCAUGACAGACCACAAAGAAGAACAAGAUCUGGAACUUGAAGCUCUAAGUUCCAUAUACCCGGAAGAAUUUACUCAGAUUGAAAGUGAUCCAUGUUGUUUUCAAGUUUCAAUUGCUAGUGAACCUGAAAAACCAGAAGAUGAGGACUGUAGAGUUUGUGCCACUUUACAGUUCACUUAUGUAAACACAUAUCCAGAUGAGCCCCCUGUUAUUGAAGUGCCAUUGUUUGAAGGGAUGGAUAAUUCAGAUGCAGAGGGACUUAGAGAGUACUUAGAACAAGAGGCACAAGAAAACCUAGGGAUGGCAAUGAUUUUCACUUUAGUAUCAGCUGCACAAGAAAAACUCAACACAUUCGCCGAUAAAUUAAAAAAUGAAAAAGAAGAUGAGAAGUUGAGAAAGGAAAAAGAAGCCGAGGAGGCAGAGAAAAACAAAUUCUCAGGGACCCCAGUAACACUGGAAACAUUUGUGGCCUGGAGAAGAGCUUUUGAACAGGAAAUGAUGCAGACUAAAGAGAAUAAAAAUGAAAUGCUUAAAGGAAAACUCACAGGGAGACAACUCUUUGAACAAGAUGACUCAAUGAGAGACUCAGAUGCUGCCUUCUUAGAAAGUGAAGUAAAGGUAGAUGAAUCACUUUUUCAAGACCUGGAUGACCUAGACCUGGAUGAUGAAGAUAUAGAAUAAAAUUAUUAUUUUUCAUAAAA
Messenger RNA from Pocillopora verrucosa, 808 nucleotides. Its product is annotated as RWD domain-containing protein 1. The record is from RefSeq and is a predicted model, not a curated record. Gene Ontology annotation, biological process: cytoplasmic translation. NCBI's taxonomy places the organism in Eukaryota, Metazoa, Cnidaria, Anthozoa, Scleractinia, Pocilloporidae. Gene Ontology annotation, molecular function: protein binding.